AUGAAAUUGAUAGUGAUUUCAGUAAUUCCAGUUGUUUUGAUAUUUUUCGUAGCAAUAUCUAGUUUACAAAUAGCUCUCUCAUAUACAAAGCAAUAUAUCAACGAAUAUGGUUAGAAUAUAUUUUAAAACUAAAUAAAAUUUAGCAGUAGCACUGAGUCUAUUAUUUCUUUUAGAUUAAGCAGAGAAAUCUAUAAGAUACCAGUCUAUAUUAGUAUGUUAAAUUCGUUGCAUGAAAAAAUGACCUAAGGUGAAGUUAUUAUGAGCCAUUUAUAUAGACCAAGCACUGUGAAUUAAAUGCUGUUAUAUUAAUAAAAAUUAACUCCAGAUCUAACUAAAUUAGCCUUUAAAAACAGGAUGUACGUAAAUAGCUGGUAUUAACAAAACGCCACUUAAAUUAAUUAACUUGAUAAACUAGGAUAAGAAAUUCUUUAUAAUUUAACUAGGUUAAUUCCAUUUUUGAAUACAAUUUAGUACUAAAGUAGAUUAAAUAUAUCGAAUGUAAUCACUAUUCCUUACUAGCAAGUAAAUAUAUUUACAAGCUAAGAAGGAAUAGUUCUUACUAAUUUUGCAAAUAGUUCCCUAAGUUCAAAAUUAGAUAGCAAUACAUGUUACUAAGGAAAAUUUAUCUAUGACCCAAGAUGCAGAUUUUUUUAUUUAAAUAGCUUAAAUCAUACUUCAAUAUUUAUGAACCCACCCAAAGUUUCUCUUGCAGCAACACCUUCAUAUCUAUCUUAAUAUACAUGCUAAAUGGCAAAGCGUUACAACUAAUAGACAAAAAAUAUAGAAAAUAGUCAUAUUUAAUGCAUUGAAGCUAUGCUUUCAAAUAUUUAUGACUAUUUUUAAAAUAUUAUCUAAAGUUCUAAAUAGUAUUAUGUGAUAGACCCAAGAACACUUUCAAUAUUUUUUAAUUCAAAAAAUAAAUACAAUUUCGCAAAUAUGACUUAAGCUGACAAUUUUUAUAGCGCAGAGCUCUAAUAUUUAUAAGAACAAGACUAAGCCCAAUAUAUUUAGAAAUUUAUUAAUGACACUUACAGUUAAUGGAUUUUUUCUAAAGAAAAAAAUAGCUAUGUAAACGUUUUGUAAAUGCUUAAUCUAAGUCAACAGGCUGUAGUGAAGGAUUAUACUAGGAAUGGGACAACUUAUAAAAUUAUUUUUAAUCCUGUUAUCCAAUAUGAUUAAAUUCCUAAAGUUGUAACAAAGUACACAAACGAAGAAGGCCUUUAACUAUAAUAUGCUUACCUUUAGAUAAAUAUUAUUUCAGAUGAAGAUCUCAAAACUUUUACUAAUUAAUUGCUAAGCUUUUUUUCAAAUAUGUUUGUUGGAGUUUAAAUAACACUUGCCACAAUAAGUAUUAUUUUUUUGAUUGUAGCUAUAUAUUAUGCAAUCUAGAUAUAAAAAUUGAUAACUUUGCCAAUCAUUCGUAUGAAAGAAACUUUAGAAGAAAUCAAUUAAUUAAAGGAGCUUGUAGAUAUUUCAGAAAUUAUAAAAGAAUAUGAAUAAAAAGCAGAUAUUAUAUUCUUAUCUUAAGAAACUUAUUUACUUUAUUAGAGCUUUUUAGAUAUGUUUGAGAUGAUAUAAUACACAUCUGAAAGUUUCUUUUUUGAAAAUGAAGGAAAGACAUUGAUUAGCCUGAGUAAAAAAGUAGAGUUUUUCACAAAAUUUUAGAACUACAGCGCAGCUGGUGUAACUCACAAUAAUAUAGGUAAUAUACUUUUGAACUAAGAACAUUUUUUUUAAGCUUUAGAGCAUUUCUCACUCGCAAUAAUGUUUGCUAAGUAUGAGCUUUCAACUUAUUAUUAAAAUAAUCCUUAUUCAUUAUAUGCUAAUUUACUCUAUGAGUAUUCCUACAUAGAAUAUAUUAAUUAUUAAACAGAACCAUAGGAAUAAAGCUCAAGAAAUAUUUCUAUUUCUCAAAAAAUUAUUCAUAACAAAACUAGUUUUAGCAAAUCUAGAUAACUUUCAAAAGAAAAAAGAGUUUCGAAUGACAUUUAAGAACUAAAUACUUAAGGAUAGAUUAUGAGAAAUAUAUCUAUAUCUUAAAAACCUACUACUACUAAAACCCACUUUAGUAAAUCAAGAAAAAUAACAUAAGAUAAAAAAUAAAUUUACGAAAAUAUAUAAGAAUAAAAUUUGACAAAAACUUAACAAACCUCAAAAUUGAAAAGACCAAGCAAAUACUUUUUAAAUUAGUAAAAUGCAAAAUCAUCUGAAUAAAUAUUAAGAUAAACUGAAGAUAAGAAUUAGAUAUAAGAACUCAUUUUAAAUUUAUUUUAUAGGUAAUAAAAUUAUAUAGUAACUCUAAUGGCAUUUUAGGAAAGUUUAAAUUCCUCAUCAAGCAAAUUAAACAAUCAAAAUAGCUUUAAUUUUUGGAAAGAAAUUAAACAUUUACUUAAUGAAUAGUUAAAGUUGAUAGACUACUUUCCAGAAAUUUAGUAUUUAAAAGUCUUUAUGAAUUGCUUAAUUUCUAAGUGCUAUUAUAACUAAUUUAAAUAUGAAAAAACAAAAAAAAAAUUCAAAGAAGCUGAAAUUGUAUUGAUUAAUUUAGAAAAAAUAUAAGAGCAAAGAGAAAAAGAACUUCCAAAUUUAACAGAAAAUGCUACUUUGCAAAAAGAAAUAGCUUUUGAUUUCAGAAAAUAAGCUUAAUCAAAAUAUUUUAAUGAAUUAGAACAUUAACAGUAAUAAUAAGACACUUCAAAAAAACUUUUUUUCCCUAUUAUGAAAAUGAGAUAAAACUAAAUAAGUACACCUUCCCAUUAUAAAUUAGAUACUUCAGAUAUAAUUAACAACACUUCAAUAAAUAUGUAAGUUAUAUAUAAUUAAAAUUAAGAGAGCCAAAAUAGUUUUGAAACAUAAAACAAAAUACUUACUAGAAGUAAAUCUAUUAACUAAGAUAUUUUAAAGAGGAGAAUUACUUCAACUAAAAAUGCUAGUGAAUAAAAAUUACUGAUUAAUUAAUCUUAGUUUUUAGAUAAAAUAAUAUAAAAUCAAUAAAAUAAAUUAUUAGAACUCACUUAAUCAAAUAAUUUGACAAAUAGCAGAAUGACUCUCUAGACACUGAAACAAUAUUUUUAAUUCAGUCGUUCAGAAUAUUUUAUUUUUAUUAAGAAAUAUAAAAAAGCUGCUGAAAUACUCACUGAAUUAUAUGAAAGCAGUUAAAAUAUGACUUCAAAUAUACCUUUCCGUAUUGUCUAUAAAAUUAAACAUAUUUUUGAUGCUCAUAAAAUUUAAGACUUGACCCUGCUUGAAGAAUACUCUAGGUUUAAUAAGAAUAUAUCAUUAUAAGUUGUAGUAUCAUUAGAGUAUAUUACUACUUAAAAUAAUCGAUUAAGCAAUUAGUUUAAUCUAUUUAAGAUCUAAAAUCAAAGUCAAUAAUAAAUAAAAAUUGGAAAUGAUUUUAAAAAGGAGUUUUCAGAAUGCCAAAUUCAACUUUUGUUAGGACUUUCAAUGAGUGUUUUAACUAAAGACUCUGAUAAAAUUUGUCUUGUCACUAUAGACUAAGAAGAGAAAUCUAUUACAUAAAUAUUAGAAUUGAUUGAUAUUAAAUUAUUUAGAGAAGUUUAAGAUAAUGUUUAUGAUAAAUUAAACAUUCAGAGCUUUAAAAAUCAAAAUUUAUAAAGCAUUUAAAAUCAAGACUAUAUUUUAGAUAGAUCGCGUUAUACUUAAUUCAAUUCUUAAUGUUGUAAAGAAAUGAUUGAUUCAGAAAUUACUGAAGAUGUAUAGAUAUUUGAAGAAUACUUUAACAAAAGUCAACAAAAAUUAAAAUCUAACUAAAAGAGGUUUUUAAUCUCCGAUUUAAAUACUGUUGUUUUGAUACUGAUUGUUAAAAUAAUAGUGAGCUGA
Messenger RNA from Tetrahymena thermophila SB210, 3840 nucleotides. RefSeq names its product transmembrane protein, putative. The record is from RefSeq and is a predicted model, not a curated record. The transcript has 3 exons. NCBI's taxonomy places the organism in Eukaryota, Ciliophora, Oligohymenophorea, Hymenostomatida, Tetrahymenidae.